CCAAAAUGUCUCCCCUUUUUAAAAAAUACCUCACUGUCUUUUGUUUGUACACUUUCAUCAUAUAUUGUUUCUUAUUAUACAGUCUAUUUAAAAUGAUAAGGGUGAUGCUUUGUGUAGCAACAGUUGUAACGGCUAAACCUUCCUUUUCCAAACUAGCUUGUCUGUUUCGUGGACUUUUCCUGCAGCUUGUUUGUUUCGGUGGCAGCUUCAUCCAUAACCUCUAACCCCAGAGGUGGGUGGGUGUUUGGAAGCGCGGCGUCUGCAGCAUAAUUAAAACAUGGCGGAAUCAGAGGAAUUUAGACUUAAAAGAAUAAAGCAUGAGGAGCGCCUUUCCAGAGUGUUUGACGAAGUGAUGGGGCUUGGAGAAUUUGCUGACUCCUCCGGAGGGUCUGCCUCCUCCUCCAGGAGCGGAGGUCAGGAUGAGACAAAGGGUGAAGAUGAAACCUCACAAGCAGAAGAGCACCAACAGGUAGAAGAGGAGGACAGCAAUGGCAGCAGACAAGGUGAAAAGACAAAGGAGACAUCCGGAGAGUCUUCCUUUCCUCGCAUAUCCACCCCUUCUAUAAGAACCAACGAAGGAGGAGGAGGAGGAAGUGGAGGAGCAGCGUUAGACAACGCAGUGGAUGGCCUUCCUUCGUUUGAGCCGGACGAAGAAGACGAGGAUUGGCACUUUUCCCUUCCAACGGACAGCCAGGAUGAGGCAAACUCAGCAAAGGCAAACAGAAAGGAACGGCAGACAAGAUCGACAAAGAAAGAAAGUGGAGACAACCUCUUUACCCCUCCGCCCAGAGAAGAGGAGGAGGAGGGAGAGCAAGACAGGGAAGGGAGCAGUGGGUCUGCUAACACCUCCCACUCCUCCCAGGACCCCACAGAUGAAAACAGUAGAGAUGGAGGCGCUCUGAACCAGACCGAGGAGACAGAAGACAGCCAGCAGGGGGAGCAGUCAGAGGUGGCACCAAUGGAGGACAGUAAUCCCCCGAUUUCACCUGUCAACAUUAAAGAUGAACCCAUUGAUGAGGGCUACGAUGCUGCUCUGCUGCCUCAGAGCUCCAUCAGGCAGAUCAAAGAGGAGCUGGAGCAGCAGGAGGAAGAGCUCAGGAUCAGCUCUGUCUACUCUGUGAGUGGUGCCAACACCUUUGCUACUCCUACAAUAUUUGUCUCAUCUUCUCAAGUGCCAGCACCAGUCCAAGCCCAUCCUCAGACAGCCUUUUUUAUCCAGGGGAGAGGUGGUGUGCUACAAGCCAUGACUUCUCUCCCUGUCCGACCACCAGCUCCCAUCCCAAGUUCACUCCCAGCUCUGGCAGCACUGUCCCCACGUCCGCCUCAGCCCCCCGUUCCUGGUAGUGUUCGCUGCAGUGGAUGCUCUAAGGUUCUCCUGAAAGGCCAAACAGCAUUCCAAAGAAAAGGCUCGACGCAGCUUUUCUGCUCCACAGUCUGUCUGACCGGUCACCUGCCUCCAACCACCAAGAACCGAUGCUGCUUCCAGUGUAACAGGGAGAUCAUUCAGCCCAGAGACAUGAUCACGAUUCCAGCAGACGACAGCACCUUCAUGCACUUUUGUGGCCAGUUCUGUCUGUCCGUGUUCAGACACAAGAGGAAGCAAGUGGACAAGGGUCCUGAUAAAUGGGUAGACAAACGGCUGGAGAGGAAGCCUGAGAAGCCGCCCGAGAAACCAGCAGAGCGGCAGCCGGACAAACCUUUUUGCAGUGUCUGCAAAAUCUCAAACAGGCAAAUUGAACACGAGGUCACCCAUCAAGGUCGUCUUCACAGACUCUGCAGCGAUGCUUGUUUUGUGUCAUGGAGGAAGAUGAGGCAGUUAGCCAUGAACUGUUGUGAAGGCUGUGGACUUUACUGUAACAGCAAAUUAGGAUCCUGUCAGACCCUCACCAUCGAUAGAUCUCAGCUGAACUUCUGUGGUCCCACCUGUAUCGGCACCUACAAACAGAACUGCAGAAAAACCGUGGACUGUGCCUUCUGUCGCAAGCUCGCUAUAGUGUCCUCCACAACCAUGGAACGUGACCAGAAGGGCAAAGUUCAGCUUUACUGUUCAUCUAUGUGUGUGGAUCGGAGUCGACCUCCUCGACACAUACUCACUGGUACUGCAUUCCCCUGCUGCCAGUGCAGGGUGUCAGCGGUUCCUCAGUACCAUCUGGCCAUGGUGGACGGCACCAUUCGUAACUUCUGCUCUUAUGAUUGCGUGUCGAUAUUCAGGAAGUCCGGGCAGAUCCCUCCGUCAGAUCCGAUCAACGGAACCUCCUCUCUCAGGGACCCCACCCUAAGAGAAGCCUCCAAAUCAGGGCUCUCUGUGGGAGCCGGCUCAGUCCCUCCUAUUCCCCAAGAGUAUCCAUCUUCAGUCCCACACCCGGGAAGCCACCCCAGUCAUUCCUCAGUGCCCCCGCUGGUGCCCUCCUACUCGUCCCCCUCUGCCCCGGGGCAACACCAGGCCAAAGCAUCGUCCGGCCAGCCCACGAAACCAGCUGAGGCCGGUCUUGGCGACACUUCCAAGCUGACCUGCCAUCAGUGCAGCAAACACUUCAACAUCAAGCCGUUCCUUUUCAGUAACCAAGGUCAGAUCUCUGUGUUCUGCAGUAGGAUGUGCUCUGAGCAGUAUAAAACCCAGAAGAACAUCCUGACGGUGUGUGAGAACUGUAAACAGGAGAAAGUUCUCUUUGAAACCUUCAACUACAACCAACAGGAGGUGUCGUUCUGCAGUGAAGGCUGUAAACUUGCCUUCAAAACAGGCCUGCAAUCUCACAACAAAGAUAACUCAUGGAAACCCUGCAGCUACUGCUUCGGUGUGAGCAACAAGAUGCUGCACAGCCACUACGGAGGACGGAUAGAGGAGUUCUGCAGAGCCCACUGCAUGUCCCAGUACACUGUACUCUACUACGGGAUGGGUCGAUGUGACAGCUGUAGGAAACAAGGCUACCUGAACGAGAAGCUGCAGUGUUUGGGUUCAGUCCGUAACUUCUGCCACCUGACCUGUUUGAUGGAGUACUGCUACGAACACUUUGAGACAAAACAACAUGGCAGCAGUAACAGCACCAAAGCAGCUCCUCAAAUCCCGUGUGCUCCAGCUCAGCCCCAGCACUCCUCAAAGAUGAAUCCUGUCAUUGCUGGUGUUGUGUCCCUGGCCAAUGGCUCUGCCACUCAGCCCAGUGUAACAGCAGACACUGCUCUGACCGGAGCUCUUCCAACCUCCAAUGUUGACAGCAAGAACCUAGACCAUGCCAGUACUCAGACCGAUGCCUUGCGAGUGCCUGCGCACCGUCGACGUCAAAUGAAGAACAAGUCCGUUCUGUGUCGACCAUUUACUAUGGACCAAGAGAGCAUGUGCCAGCUGCCGAUACCAUCCUCUGAUUCAUCAGAUCUGCCUCUGUCCUCAGUCUGCUCCUCAGCAGCAGAAGAGAAGGUGAAGGUCAUAAUGGUGCCAGUCCCGGUCCCAGUCUUCAUCCCAGUGCCUAUGAACAUGUACUCCCAGCACACACCGGUCCCCAUGCCUAUGCCCAUGCCUAUUCCAGUACCCUUCAUGGUACCUCAGAGCAAAGAAAUGAAGGAUGCAGCUGUCCAGUCAGAGCCUCUGGCUGUGACGGAAGAGAAACAGAAAGAUGAACCUGUUUCCAGCGCAGACCAGAGCAGUUCGUUUAGUGAAAACACAAAGUCAGAGGUGAUUGCUCCCAUCCCCCGUGGUGCUGAGGAGACUCAAGAACCAGAACAAGCUGAGCUGCCGGUAACCGUCAGCUCAGAGAAGAUCACAGAGCCAACUGACCCCCAGCAGAUCAUCCAGCCAGAGGAGAGUACGACGACUACAAGUGAGGCACCAACCACCAGCACUGAGCAUCAACCCCCCUCCUCUCCAAUGAUGGACCUGGAGAGUGACUUUCCAUCUGAAGUGUCAGGUCAGAAGCCGGCUGCUCUACAGAGAGGAGUGAAGAGACCACGAGAAGCUUUCUCAGGACGGAAACGGGGACGAAGGCGAGCAGCUCCACUGGACCGCAGUGCGCUGGUUGCUCCAGUUGCGCCGGUCGCCCCAGCCACCUCCAAACUGAACCACGUGUACGGAGUGAAAGCCUGGAGGAGCUGGGUCCAACAGAGGAGCAAACAAGAGACUAGUAUAGUGGAGAUUAAAGAGGACAUCAUCGAGUGUGACUCUGCUGAGCUGAGCUUUGCACUGUCUCGCUUCAUCAAGGAAGUGAGACGACCAAACGGAGAGCCCUACAGUCCAGACAGCAUCUUCUACCUCUGUCUUGGAAUACAGCAGUAUCUGUUCAUGAAGGGACGCAUAGAGAACAUCUUCACUGAUGAGCUGUACAGUCAGUUUGCCACUGAGAUCAGCGGGAUGCUGCAACUCUGGAGGCCCAAGUUACUCCCUGGUGGUGGUAUCUUUCCCUCCCGUGUUGCCGAGUCCUACCUGUGGGAGUGUAAGCAGCUUGGUGCCUACUCCCCCAUCGUGCUCCUCAACACGCUGCUCUUCUUCUGCACCAAGAGCUUCCGCUUCAACUCGCUGUUGCAGCACCGAAGCCUCUCCUUUACCAACCUAACUCGGGCGUCUAAACCCUGCAGCCGAGCCGGCAAAGUCCACUACCUCCGACACCAGAGAAGCAGCACUGCCACGCCUCGCAGGGAGGAGGCAGAGCGAUUGAGAAAAAAGCAGGUGGAGGUAGAAGGAGACCUGGAAAUGCUUGAAAAUGCCUCCAACCCUCUACGCUGUCCUCUCAGACUCUAUGAAUUCUACCUCUCUAGAUGCCCAGAGUCGGUGAAGAAGAGAACUGACUUGUUUUACCUCCAGCCUGAACAGAAUGUGCACACACGCAGUCCCUACUGGUACACAUCUCAACCAUUAGAGGCCACCACCCUACAGAGCAUGCUCACACGCAUCCUGGCCGUCAGAGAGGUGCACCAGGAAAAGGACAACGUCAGUUUACAGUGAUACGGAGCUCAGUCUUUUACAUCCUGCUUAUUAUGAUCCACUUCUGCUAAAGAAACUUCUUCUGAUGCCGAACGCUUCACAGUGAAUUAAAGCUGAACAUGCAGCGUGACAGCUGGACACGGUCGCUCAGACUGAGGCUGUCAGGCCUUUGACUUGAGAGAAGAAAUGUACACGAGACAAAGACGUUUGAUGGGAAAGAGAGAGAGAGAGACAUUGUUAGUGUGGAAUUUUUGUUACCUCAGUUGCCAACCCCUGCCGUGACACGUUGAUAACUUUACAAAAAUCAGACACUCUACAUAAAGAGAAGAUUUCACCCUCCAUGAUUUGUGUCUCACCUGUGGGAUAUUUUGCUCUUUAUUCGUCUCAUGUGGCCGGACUACUUUCAACUGUAACAUCCAAGCUCCACCCUGCAGAUGAAUUUACAUUUCAGAGACAGACUGAUGCUCUGCAUCCAGGAAGUAAUCACAGCCCUUCAUUUUGUCCACACGUUAUGUUACAGACUUAUUUUAACAGAGGCAGACUUUACUUUCCUUCUGAAAAAUCCACCCAUGAUCGCCCUUAAUGACAAAGUGAAAACAGGAUUUUAGACCUUCAUUUUUCUAAUUUAUUACAAAUUAAAAAAAACAAAAUAUAACUCAGCACUUUGAAGCACCUUUGGCAGCGAUUACAGGUAUGACGCUGUGAGUUCGGCACACCCUCCAUUCUUCUCUGCAGAUCCUCUCAUGUUCUGUCAUGUUGGACGGGGAACGUCAGCACACAGCUUUUAUCAGGUCUCUAUAGAGACACUCGAUCCGGUUUAAGUCCGGGCUCUGGCUCGGCCGCUGAAGCAUUUUCACAGAUUUGUCCUGAAGCCACUCCAGAGCACUCUGGACCAGAAUCUUUCCCUCUCUACAAGCCAGGUUUCCUCCAGACUUAAGGCUCUGCAUUCAGGCCAAAGAGUUCAAUCUUGGCUUCAUCAGAAUCUUGUCCCUUAUAGUCUGCUAGUCCUUGAGGUGCUUUUUGGCUAACUUCAAGCGGGCUGUCAUGUGCCUUUUAUAAGGAGUUGCUUCUAUUUGGCCGCUCUGCAUUAAAGAAGCAAAAAAAAGGAGCUCACUCAAACUUAAAACUUCUUAAGAUGCACGACUACACAGAGGCUGUUAAAGAGGUGAAAAAGUCAGCACACUAAAUGUCCUUUACAACUUGUAAUCUGGCAGGUAGCACAGACCAGCAACAAGCAACAGACACGUUUUGCCAAAAGCCUUCCUCUGCUGGAGCUCUAUCAGAGUCACCAUUGGGUUCUUUGUCACCAUGAGCAAGGCCCUUCUCCUCUGAGUACUCAGUGAAGAGUCCUGGGGCCUCAUGUACAAAGACUUGUGUGGAUCUCCUACUGAAACAUGGCAUACGCUCAAAUCAAGAAAAUGCUGCAUGCACAAAAAUAUCCAGCUGUAUGAAUCUGUGCGCAAGGAUCAACAGCUGUAGAAAUGUGCGUACGCCAGCCAUGAAGUUGGCGUGAGGCACAGCACAUUUCCACGGUCAUUUCACUCUUGAUACAUCUGAACUUUGCCGUGAAAAAGAGCGUACGCCACGUUUUUGUGCAUACUCACCCUUUGUACAUGAGGCUCCUGGUAGUUCCUCACUGCUUCCAUUUAUGAAUGAUGGAGACCACCGAGGUCUUUGGGAUCUUCAAUGCUACAGAAACAUUUUUGGCAUGCUUCCCCAGAUCUGUGCCACGACACAAUCCUGUCACUGAGAUCUUCAGCCAGCUCUUUUGACUUCAUGGCUUCCAUUUGCUGUGGGACCUUAUGUAGACAUGUGUGCCUCUUUCCAAAUCAUGUCCAGUAAAUUGAGUUCACCACAGGUAGACUCCAAUCAAGUUGUAGAAUCUGAAAGCUGAUCAGGGGAAACAGGAGCAGCCUGUGGACAAAGUGAAGGGUGUGAAUACUUUCUUUGUGCACUGCAGAACAUCAGACCGGUGUGAGUGACAGACAGUAAGAACAGUCGAUGUUGUUGUUUUUAAAGACACUACAGGUUAUAGAAGAUUUCCUCCAGCAGACAUCUUGUGCUUUUAAAUUUUACCAAAACUUGAAAGAAUCACAUUUUGAGGUUUUAUAAUUCAGAAGUGUUGAGCUGCACAAAACUCGGUGAAGGUGUUCUUAACUCCAGUGAAGCGCUUCCCUCAGUGUUACUCUGAUUCGUUAAACAUGAUGUGAUCAUGUUUAUUUCUUUGACUGGUUGCUGUUUGGCCUUGAAUUAAAAUCAAACACAUGAUUUUAUAUGGUAUUGAACCAGUUUACAUUACGCCCAUCUUCUUUUACUAUUAUUAUUUACUCACUUUAUUCUGUGUCCCUUUUCUUUUCAUCAUUCUGUGUGGCCUUAUUUACCUAAGAUAUGAGUUGCAUUCACAGACCACCAUCAGAAACAGAAUCUCUUUGAAAAACUACAACUCCCUGUAUGCUUUCCAUGGAUGUGUUUCUGUAUCUGAGGCACUUAAUUCUUCUUUUUCAUCUCCUUUGGGAUAUAAAAAUGUUUUUAUUUGUUUCUCUUCUCCUCUGAGGUUUCCUGUAUCUUGUGUUGUGUAUGAAGUAUAGUAUGAUAUAUUUUUGUUGGCUUAAGACAGUCAAAGACAAGUAUUAUGACGGUGUGCCUAAAUAAUGGAAAUGUAUUGGGGUUGGUGUGAGAAAAUAAAAUGAGUGGAUUGAAAAAAAUACAUUUUGGGAAUGAAUCCAAAAUACUGAGAAUAAAAAGUGAAACUUCACACAUCCAGUAGAAGAGCCAUGUAUGAAGAUACAUCUUUAUCUGGUUUCCAUUUGAGAGUUUCACUUUAUUCUUGUCUUGUUUUAUUACUGGGGACCAGGACUGACAGUGUCACCUUUUUUUUAACCUCUCAUUCUCAACAUUUUGUCUUUACGCUCAAAUUCAAAACAUUAAAACACUUAAUUCUGUCAUUACUGUUUUCUUCUACCUGGAAAUAAUACUCUUCUGUUAAAAAAGAUAAAUAAAUGAAUGUGAACUUCUCCCUAAAUUGACAUAAAGACAGUCACAAGGACUUGAAAUAGAAUAAAUAUGACAACAUUAAUGGUUCAUACGGUUACAGUGAUACAAUCUAAAUCCAAGAUCUUUAAAAAAAGAUCCAAAUGUGUGAAUAUUUAUGUUGUACCUUUCCCCCUCUGCUCUCCUGUCAUCCAUCACUGCCAUUUAAGAAAGCAUUGUUUAUUUCCUUACACCUUCCUUUUAAUAUUUCCUUCUUGGAGGAGUUUUCAGCUCAGAUGUCUGAAAGCAAAGUUGACACAUUCAAGUUUUGAGUUUUUAGAGAAAUAUACCAUGUUUUCUAUGUUACGGAUUAUGAUGACUCCACUACCCAGAACACCUUGGGGGUAAGUUAGGGAGCUGGUGCUUCAUGCAUCUACUGUUUUGGUUUCUGCUGUUACUGAGGUCAACGUGCCUUUUCUUUUAUCUCAUGUUUAUUUUUUAUAUGAAAUCUAUCAAAGUGAAAAUUAGUGACAAGUGCACAAAUCUCAAGUUAACACAUCUACUGUGCGGUUAAUGCUAACAUCAAGCGUUCAUGCUGUUAACUGGUAAGCUUUUAGCAUUAUCCAUUAAUGAUGUACUGUCACCACUGCUCGCACAAGUAUAAUAUAACUGUCUGAAUAUUAUCACUCCAGUUAUCAAUCACUAUAUUAUCAAUAUAGCUGAUAUUUGAAAUCCAUCUGAUUCCUUUCUUUUUGAAUGUGAGGUGAAGUAUAAAUGAAAUGAAGUGUAAUGUUGGGAGUGGGACAACUUGUGCAGUUUUGAAACAUUGAGUCAUAAAAUGUGUAAAUUUCUCUUUGA
Notolabrus celidotus (New Zealand spotty) is the source of this 8737-nucleotide messenger RNA. RefSeq names its product zinc finger MYM-type protein 4-like. The coding region runs from base 278 to 4930 and encodes 1550 amino acids. Lineage: Eukaryota; Metazoa; Chordata; Actinopteri; Labriformes; Labridae. The record is from RefSeq and is a predicted model, not a curated record. The transcript has 29 exons. Gene Ontology annotation, molecular function: zinc ion binding.